Dendrobium catenatum is the source of this 1013-nucleotide messenger RNA. RefSeq lists its product as uncharacterized. Lineage: Eukaryota; Viridiplantae; Streptophyta; Magnoliopsida; Asparagales; Orchidaceae. The record is from RefSeq and is a predicted model, not a curated record. The transcript has 4 exons. The coding region runs from base 365 to 838 and encodes 157 amino acids.
GUUUUAAAUUAUGCUCUCCAAAUAUUAAACUUACAAUUAAAGUAUUUGUUCUUGUAGCUUGGGCAUCUGAGUUCCUGCGCUGUUGGAGAGAUCUAUGAGCUCAACGGUGUCGAGCUGUGCGCAUUAACUGGUAUGACUUAGUUCAUGCAUUAGUUGGAGCUCAAUCUACCGGUAUAAUAUAUAUAUUUUUUCUGAGCGGGUGAAUCACGCUAUUUUGUUGAGUUCGUGGAUGGUGAGGACUGAGAAGCUUGGUGCGGAAUAGAAGCAGUUUUCACAUAAGCGGCUGACAGGACUAUUCACAUCACAGCCUUAGAUCCAUCCUUGUUUUUUACAACAAAAGUUCCUCCUGUUGUCAUACAAGAUCAUGACUCAGAUUUCUGAAAUCCCUGAAGAAAGUGGUGAUUCAAUCAAGAUUGGAACUGUUGGCACAAUAAGCUCCUUAAUGUCUCAAGAACUAAACUCCAUGAACUCAACCCAAGUAGUAGCUUCAUCCUAUCAGAAGAAAAUUUUGACGACUCCUAUUUCAGUACUCUCUGCUGAUGCCUCUAAAACAACACAGCCAAAUAACAUUCUAGCAAAUGAAGCCAGCAGCAGCAACAACCACAAUACUCACCACCUUUCUACUGCCCAGAAGCCCAGGAAAAAACCUCUGAAAAAUGGUCAGCGAGGUCCAAUUACGACCAAUGAAGUUCAGACAGAUAAGAAGACAAGAAGAAACAAGAACUGCAAGAAAGGACGCACUUACAUAGUCGAAGUUGUGGAUGUUAAGUGCAACAACCCUAUGAGCAGCAGGUUGAAGAAGCUUGGCUUCACCAAACUAUCUGAAACAAUUGGUUAGUCUUGCACGAGCUUGUUUCCAUAAGUUACUAGUUUUGUGUAGCUAGUUUCCUUCUGCAUAGCUGAUCGCAACAUUUAAGCAGACGCCGCUGCUAGCGAGUGGCUUAUUCUUUUGCGUUUUGUAAUUAUUUAAGACUACUGGAGCCUAUGCCUUAAUCACUUUCUUUGACUUCUGA